GAUCGUCGUCCUCUGCACCGCGCCGCUUGGCCCCGACUAGAAGAAAGCCGCCACCGAGUCGUUGUUUUGCUAGCGGUGGAAUCCCAACGCAAAGCCCUGUUGUUAAUUUUUCUUCUUCUUGCCUCGCCAAGAUAUGCCACAAGAGCUUCCGGGGUACUACUUCGAUGCGGAGAAGAACCGGUACUUCCCUAUCAAGGGCCCCAUUCCCGGCUCCAAAUCAAAACCCCCCAGCUCCAGCUCCAGUUCCAGCUCGACUCCCGCUCGGCGUAGACCCGUCUCAGGCCGAACGUCCACUCUUCUUGAGAUGAGGGAAUUGAAUGGCAAUCCUUCAUGGUUGAAGCAUGCCAAGUGUAAUUUCCAGGACGAGUUCCUCAAGAUUCAGGUUUCCCAUCCUCAGGUGUGGGCAUUUCACGGGACAGAUAAGAUGGCUGAUGGUGCUUUGGAACAGAUGCGUCUCCAUAUAAUGACACCAGAGGGUGAAACUGCAACAGUUGGCCUGCUGGCUGGGGGCAUGAAUGGCUCUUUGAGUUUUUGUGAAGUUGGAAAAGUUGGCCGACAUUUUGAUUAUGGGGUCGAUUGCAUGCCAGAACAUGUGUGGCCUCUUAAAAGAGAACAUGAAGAUUGCAAAGUCCCUGUUCAUCUUUGGAGACCUACAACAGCACAAUUUCCUUCAGGCGUCUCCUGCAUUAAAAUGCCAAGAAAGCGAUCCACUACAGUUGAUGGCAAUCAUUUUCAACAAGCACUGAUAAGUACUUUAGGUUCAGAUAGAUCCGGUGGUUCUGUUCAUAUCCUUAAUCUAGCUGAACCUUUUGAUUUUCCUCUACGUGCUUCAACCGUAGGGCGGAGGGUGUGUCAUAUUGCUUCUUUCCAUUGUACCAUAUGGACAGCAGAUUGCUCUUCUAACGGCAGUCGAGCAAUUGUUGGCACGAAUUUGGGAGCUGCAGUGGUCAAUUUGGAAAAUGGGGUGGAAUCCUGGGUGUGUCGUGGUAAAAGUGAUGUUCUGGCAUUGCAAUUUGACCAGUCGGGAAAUAUCGCAUUGUGUGGAUUCAGAAAUGGGGCUAUUGUUACAGUCGAUGUCCGAGAAAACCAAGUGGUGUCUUCUUCUAGACUGAUCAGUCAUCAGAUACCUUCCUCUCCUUCAGAAAAAUUUCAUGGGCAUUCUCAAAAGCAAUGGUUUAAGCUCUCUGGAAAAAUAUGUCCAACCAAUACAACUUAUAUGCCGAAGUCUAUUUGCAGUUUGGUGUCACUCCAGUUGUAUGACCAGUACUUCUUAGCGAGUUCUAUGGAUGGCUCGAUCAAUCUGUAUGAUCAUCGUCAAAUAAAAAAAGGACCUGUGCAGUCCUAUGAAGGGCAAGUGAAUUCCCAUACCCGUACACAGCUUGGGACGGACCCAUCAGAGAAAUUUCUGUUGUCAGGUGGAGAGGACUGCUUAACGCGGCUCUGGAAUAUCAAGUCUGGGAAACUUCUGUUUGAGGAGAGAUUUUCAACUUCGGUCCCCUUAGUUUCUUGCUGCCAGUCGACUGAAAGACAAAACCAUAUGGGAUACUCACAUGGGCAGCAUGAGAGCUGGGGGUCAUGGUUUGGGUCACAGGAUGGAUUAUACUAUGUGCAAUGGUACUGAUUCAUGAUUCUGAUAUCUGACUCUCAACUAAUGAUCCAUGCAUCUGGAAAAUGAAUGCUGAAGUUGGAUGCUUAAGCCUUGCUGGCGCCUCCGAACGUCAUUCCAAUUUGACCUGUUAUACUCCUGAGUUGUGAUAAGCACUUUUUGGUGGGUGUCUUGAGGAAUAACUCAUCUUUCUGGAGGAUAUGAAUUGAGGUUCAUCCACGAGACCUUUUUUUCGGCCUAAAAGCAGUGCUGACUUUGUAUAGCUAUAACUUUGCUUUUUAGUUCAACGAUAGCAAGCAAAAUCUUAAACCGGUUUCUUAGGUCACGUGGUGUUUUGUUUUUAUUUUUUUAUUUUCCCUUUUGUUGUUCUGCAAACAGACAUGAUUUUAUAAGUUGGGAUCUGUGCUUUCUAAAUUGUUUAAGCCUUUGUUUGGAUGUAGCUGUUUUUGUAGUACUAUCUUUGCCUUCAUUUCAACUGGCUUCUCACUA
Molecule: messenger RNA, 2095 nt
Organism: Eucalyptus grandis
Lineage: Eukaryota; Viridiplantae; Streptophyta; Magnoliopsida; Myrtales; Myrtaceae
Exons: 13
Coding region: 134-1621 (495 amino acids)
Molecular function (GO): protein binding
Source: RefSeq, a predicted model, not a curated record